GCCCACCCACACAUGCCAUUCUGGUCACGCCUCUGUGGAAGAGACAAAAUGACACAUCACCCACCCAUCUCAGACGAAGACCUUGUCAUACUGAAAACCAGCACAGCCCUACAGCCAAGCAACCCAGAAAGUUUAUUGCAGAAGGUGUGGUUUGAUAUUCAGCUACAUUUCGGGCAAAGAGGCUGUGAGGGCAAAAGGCAGCUGAAGCCGGACUCAUUCACGCUGGCAAGAGACGAAAACGGCCGUCAGUACUAUACCAUGACCUUUAAUGAAGAAACGAAAAAAAACAAAAAUCCGAUGGAGAAGACCAGAGAGAACAACAGAGGAGCUAUGUAUGAGGAGCCCGGUAAUCCCCUCUGCCCAGUGGCCUCCCUCACGAAAUACCUGCAGAAGAUCCCGGCAGAUGGGAAAGCGCUUUACCUUAAUCCUAGGCAGCAUGUAUCUCCCACAGAUGAUGUUUGGUACACCACUGUCCCAGUUAAGAAAAAUCAACUGAGCCAGAUGCUCCCACGUUUGAGUUUGGAGGCCGGCACAAAGGUGCAAUACACCAUCCACAACUUAAGAGCCACGGCCAUCCAGAAGUUGUCAGAGGCGCGGACCCCAUCCCCUGCUGAUAGUGAGGUUGUCACCACUGAUUCAGACUCUGGGCAUGACACAGAAUCAACAAGCAGUAGCACAAACCUGGAUAGCAACUCAAGCGGGCGUGGUUCAGAGGGCAGUCCAACAGAGGACACUAACUUGGUGUAAAUUUCAAGACAUCAUGAGUUCUUAGGAGGAUGAGUGAUGCCUGGACAACUAGUGACAAUGGAUGCACUACACUCACUACAUGCACCUCUUAUUGCCAAUUUUG
Engraulis encrasicolus (European anchovy) is the source of this 850-nucleotide messenger RNA. RefSeq lists its product as uncharacterized. NCBI's taxonomy places the organism in Eukaryota, Metazoa, Chordata, Actinopteri, Clupeiformes, Engraulidae. The transcript has 4 exons. The coding region runs from base 13 to 747 and encodes 244 amino acids. The record is from RefSeq and is a predicted model, not a curated record.